AUGGAACCAAAAUUCACUAAAAGCAAAAGCUCAAGCCCUAAGAGCCCUACUUCACCAUUGCCGCGCGAGGAUUUCACUGAAGCUGUUGUUGAUGAUCCACCAAAGUUUGAUCUAGAAUCAUACCUUUCAAAUUAUGAAGGAAGGACGAGAUUUACCCGCCUUUACUUUAUCGGCACACGCUCCAGUUAUUUAGCUACCGAAGCGUUAAAACUAGCCUUAGUGGAAGCUCGGAGUGGAAAGGAUGUAAAGAACUAUCAAAAGGCGUUGGAAGCCCUGGUCAAAGUAGCGCCUUCGGAAACCGACACUACCCUUGAUAAAAUCUGGGUUGAACAAACACUAAAAAGCGUGAAGGCCGAUACAGACAGACUAGAGCAUGAGUUGAAGGGGUAUAAAAACAAUCUUAUCAAGGAAAGCAUCCGAAUGGGCAACGAAGAUCUGGGGUAUCAUUAUCACCAAAUUGGUGACCUGAGUGCGGCAUCUAAGGCUUACUCACGAAUGCGAGAUUACUGCACAACUACAUCCCAUGUUGCCUCGAUGCUAUUUAAGAAUAUCAAUGUUGCAGUUGACCGCGGCGACUGGCUUGCGGUUCAGUCAAAUGUCUAUCGUCUUCGAAACCUUCAAUUUAAACCAGAAGAUGAAACUAAGAACAAAGCAAAGAUGUGGGCAUCCCUUGGUUUAUCGCAGUUAGCGACCGGAGCUUAUUUUGAUGCCGCCAUGAGUUUUGUGUCCACUGAUCCCAACCUGGGCGAUAAUUAUAAAGAGAUAAUAUCUGCAAAUGAUAUUGCUGUCUACGGUGGGCUCUGCGCAAUGGCAUCGAUGGAUCGAUCUGAUCUUGUCAGCUACGUGUUGGAAAAUAAGUCAUUCCGAAAUUUCCUUGAAUUGGAACCACAUAUUCGACGAGCAGUUUCCUACUUCUGUUCCUCGAAAUUUCGGCCCUGUUUAGAGAUCCUUGAGAGCUAUCGCAGCGAUUAUCUCCUUGAUAUUUAUCUACACAAUCAUGUACACGAUCUCUACAGCCAGAUCCGCACUAAGGCGAUACUGCAAUAUAUCGUGCCUUAUAACCGAAUCGCCCUAAGAUCCAUGGCAAAUGUGUUCUCUCCAAAAGAUAUCAUGACCAGGACCCAGAGAGUGACAGAAAUUUGUUCCACAUUUUUGUUGGAACUCCUCACUCUCAUUCAGGAAGGCAUCCUUGAUGCCCAAGUGGAUUUGGAAAGAGACGUCUUGAUAAGUAGACAGAAAACUAUUCGAUAUGGAAAUCAUCAGGCAGCUCUUGAUAGUCUAUGUGACUACAUGGACACUGCACAUUUACAUUUAGUUCACUUAAACAUAUUGCAUGCUGGUUUGGAUGUUCCAGACAUUCAACAAUCAUUGUAA
Molecule: messenger RNA, 1374 nt
Organism: Coccidioides posadasii C735 delta SOWgp
Lineage: Eukaryota; Fungi; Ascomycota; Eurotiomycetes; Onygenales; Onygenaceae
Cellular component (GO): COP9 signalosome
Source: RefSeq, a predicted model, not a curated record